Prorocentrum cordatum is the source of this 909-nucleotide messenger RNA. The record is from the annotation of a GenBank genome assembly. Lineage: Eukaryota; Dinophyceae; Prorocentrales; Prorocentraceae.
GGGUGCCCAUGCCAUUGUCCGAACACCACUGUGUGCCUGGCCGGCACCGGCCAGAGCUUCGCGUUCGACCGCGUGUUCCCGCCCGAGGCCUCCCAGGAGGACGUCUACGACUACGCCGCCAGGCCCACGGUCAACAGUGUGCUGCGGGGAUUCAACGGCACUGUCUUUGCUUAUGGCCAGACGUCGUCUGGCAAGACUUACACGAUGGAGGGGCCAGACAUACAAGAUAAGGUGUUGCAGGGGGUCAUCCCUCGGAUGGUGUGGUCUGUGUUCGACGGUAUCUGCCAUGCGGACGAGCAUAUCGAGUUCCUAGUGAAAGUUUCCAUUGUCGAAAUCUACAACGAACGCAUCCGAGACCUCCUAGACCCGAACAAGGACAAUCUGACGAUCCACGAGGACAAGCUGCGUGGCGUGUUCAUCGGUGAGGUCACCGAGACCUAUGUGGGUUCUGAACAGGAGAUCUUCGAACUCAUGCGAAAUGGCCAAGUGAACCGUGCGACAGCUGUGACCAACAUGAAUGAGCAUUCGUCCAGAUCUCAUUUGGUUUUCAUGUUGACGAUCGAGCAGCGGAACUUGCUUAACCGUUCAGUGAAGUUGGGCAAGCUACAUUUGGUGGAUCUAGCAGGUAGCGAAAAGGUAGCCAAAACAGGAGCAUCCGGGGAUCGGCUGGAUGAGGCGAAGAACAUAAAUCGGUCGCUUUCUGCUCUGGGCAACGUUAUCAACGCCCUGACGGAUAAGAGUUACACGCAUGUCCCAUACAGGGACUCUAAACUCACAAGGGUGUUACAGGAGUCUCUCGGCGGAAAUUCUAAGACAUCGCUGAUCAUCACAUGCUCUCCUUCCAACUUCAACGAGCAGGAGACUGCAAGUACCCUGCGGUUUGGGCAGCGCGCAAAGAUGAUUCGAUAG